Molecule: messenger RNA, 1647 nt
Organism: Ilex paraguariensis (yerba mate)
Lineage: Eukaryota; Viridiplantae; Streptophyta; Magnoliopsida; Aquifoliales; Aquifoliaceae
Source: the annotation of a GenBank genome assembly
AUGAAUAAGAAGAACCCAGUCGUAUUCUUGGACAUAUCAAUUGAUAGAGAUCCUGUGGAAAGGAUUGUUAUUGAGCUUUUUGCCGAUGUUGCCCCCAGGACAGCUGAGAAUUUUCGGGCACUCUGUACUGGUGAGAAGGGCAUUGGAAUUACUACUGAGAAACCUCUACAUUACAAGGGAUCUAUAUUCCAUCGCAUAAUUAAGGGAUUCAUGGUUCAAGGUGGUGAUUUUUCUAAAGGAAAUGGCACUGGUGGAGAAAGUAUUUAUGGGGGGAAGUUUGCAGAUGAGAACUUUAAACUGGAUCAUACUAUGCCUGGUCUUCUCUCUAUGGCAAAUGGUGGUCCAAACACAAAUGGGUCCCAGUUCUUUAUAAUCUUCAAGCGUCAACCUCAUCUUGACGGGAAACAUGUUGUUUUUGGACAGGUUGUGAAAGGAAUGGAUGUUGUAAGGAAAAUUGAACAGUUGGGAACUGCUGAUGGGAAACCUUCUGCUAUUGUAAAAAUUGUAGAUUGUGGUGAAACAUCUGAAAGUAAAAUUCAUGAUGCGGCUGUAGCAGAGAAAGGGAAAAAGAAAAAAUCAGGGAAAUGUCUUUCCUCUGAUGAUGAUCCCGAUGAGAAAACAAAAGGAAGACGCAAAAUAUCUCUCAAGGACAGAAGGAAGAAGAGAAAACGGAGAUACUCUUCAUCUGAUUCGUACAGCUCUGACACAGACUCUGAUUCCUAUUCUUCGGACACUGAUUCCUAUUCAGACUCUGAUUUGGAUUCUGAGUCAGAUUCCUAUUCUUCAAGUUCUUCCAGUGAUGGAAGGCGUCGGAAGAAAAGGAGAUCAAUGAAGAGAGAGAGGCACCAACAUGGAAGAAGAAAAGAAGGGGCGGACGAAAGGGGAGGACAAGAAGCGAGCGCGAUAAAAAAUCAAGGCGCAAGUCUAAAUUGGAGUUCCAGUGGCACAGAGAGUGGAGCCAGUAGCAACAGCAGCAGCAGCUCUGAUGAUGAGAAAGCCAGUCGUAAAGCUGCCCAUAAAAUCAGCAACUCAUCAAAUGUUCAAACUAAGAAGCUACGUCAGAGUCUUGAUGUAGCGGAUAAAUCUCCAAACCCUCUUCUAGGACAGACUGUCACUGGACAGCAAAAGGAUCGUGAGCUAAAGAUGACAGAGGCUAAAGCUGAUAAAACAGCCAAUCAGCAUCAUUAUUCAGAUAAGUCGAGCAAAUCCAGAAGCUCGACACCAACCCCCAGAGGAAGACUGAUAUCCAACCGUCGGAGCAGUCCAAGCCCGAGCCCUAAAAGAAUUAUGAGGAGUCCCAGAAAUCACAAUGAUGGUGGUGCUCCAGAUAGAAAGUCUGAUCAGCAAAGCCCUCCACUCAAGGCCCCUCAAGCUUCUGCUUUGAAUCAUGGUCAGGGUUUGUCUAGAAGUCGUUCUCCAAAUGGCACUCCAAAGCGCAUUAGGAAAGGGCGUGGCUUCACCGAACGCUUUUCCUUGCACGGCGAUACCGUACGCCAUCACCAGAGCGUUCACCUCAUAGGUCAUAUCGUUAUGGUGGAAGGAACUUUUAUGAAAGGAACCAUGAUAGGUAUUCAAGCUAUAGAACUUACUCUCAGCGCUCACCACAAAGACGUUAUAGAAGCUCACCAAGAGGCAGGAGCCCCCAAG